Molecule: messenger RNA, 869 nt
Organism: Dermacentor andersoni
Lineage: Eukaryota; Metazoa; Arthropoda; Arachnida; Ixodida; Ixodidae
Source: RefSeq, a predicted model, not a curated record
AUGACGACACUAGGAAGCUUUCGCGUCGCAGUUAUUCAGCUGGCUGUGCGAGCGAACAAGGUCGAAAAUCUUGCAAGGGCCACCGAGCACGUCAAGAAGGCGGCAGCAAGAGGCGCCAAGCUCGUGUGUCUCCCGGAAUUCUUCGGCUUUCCGUGCGCCAUUCAGAACUUCCAUAAGAACGCCGAACCGAUCCCCGGCAGAACUAGCGAAUUUCUGGCGGACACAGCCAACAGUAACGGCGUCUACCUCGUCGGUGGCACGAUGGCAGAGCGCGACGGCGACCUGCUCUACAACACGUGUCUCGUCUACGGACCCGACGGCGAACUCAUCGCCAAGCACCGCAAGUUGCACCUGUUCGACGUCGACAUUCCCGGAAAGAUGACGGUCAAGGAAUCGGACUGCUUCGCGGCUGGCGACAGCCCGACGACGUUCGACACGCCUUACUGCAAGGUGGGCCUAGGCAUCUGCUACGACCUGCGGUUCGCCGAACUGGCGUCACUGUACGCUAAGCAAGGGUGCAAGCUUCUGCUUUUUCCUGGUGCUUUCAACAUGGCGACGGGCCCACUCCAUUGGAAGAUGCUUCAGCGCGCCAGGGCUGUCGACAAUCAGGUGUACGUGGCUUCAGCUUCUGCGGCCACGGACGAACGCGCCUGCUACGUGGCGUGGGGUCACAGCAUGUUGGUGGAUCCUAUGGGUAACGUUGUGACGUCGGCUGGUGCAGUAGAAGAGCUUGUUGUCGGUGACGUCGACCUAGAUCUCUUGGCAUCCGUGAGAAACCAGAUACCGAUCGCGAAGCAGAAGAGAGACGAUAUCUAUUAGAGCUGACUUGAGCAGUCCUACGAACGGAUAUCGCAUGACGUUGCCAGUAA